AGCUGCACAUCAUCUAGAGGAGCGGUUCGGCGGGUGACCGAGCGCUCCAAAGGAGAUGGAUGAGUUAUCCCAAAUUGCUUGAGGGCUCUAACGCAGUAAGAUGGUUGAUAAGUGGAAGGGGCGAUGUUGAGCUGUGAACAGCGACAGGGGAUCGGAGAGCCCAGCGUGUACCACGCCGUGGUGGUGAUUUUCCUGGAGUUCUUUGCCUGGGGGCUGCUGACCACGCCGAUGCUGACGGUGUUACACCAGACUUUUCCUCAGCAUACGUUCUUGAUGAAUGGCCUGAUUCAUGGAGUCAAGGGUCUGCUUUCUUUUCUAAGUGCCCCACUGAUUGGUGCUCUCUCUGAUGUCUGGGGCAGGAAAUCCUUUCUCCUCCUCACUGUCUUCUUCACGUGUGCACCAAUUCCCCUUAUGAAGAUCAGUCCGUGGUGGUAUUUUGCUGUCAUUUCCAUGUCUGGGGUCUUUGCUGUCACCUUCUCUGUGAUUUUUGCCUAUGUUGCCGAUAUCACGCAGGAGCAUGAACGCAGCACGGCGUAUGGCUUGGUGUCGGCCACCUUUGCUGCAAGUCUGGUCACCAGCCCGGCCAUCGGCGCGUACCUCUCCCAGGCCUACGGCGAUACGCUGGUGGUCGUGCUCGCCUCCGGCGUUGCCUUGCUGGACAUCGGCUUCAUCCUGCUGGCCGUGCCGGAGUCUCUGCCGGAGGAGAUGCGCCCGGUCUCCUGGGGAGCUCCGAUCUCCUGGGAACAGGCAGACCCCUUCGCUUCCUUGCGGAAAGUGGGUCAAGAUUCUACAGUGCUGCUCAUCUGUAUCACUGUCUUUCUCUCCUACCUUCCUGAGGCCGGGCAGUAUUCCAGCUUUUUCCUGUACCUGCGACAGGUCAUUGGUUUUUCCUCGGAGACUGUGGCAGCCUUUAUUGGGGUAGUUGGAAUUCUCUCUAUACUGGCUCAGACAGUAGUGUUGGGAAUUCUGAUGCGUUCGAUAGGAAAUAAAAACACCAUCCUGUUGGGACUGGGCUUCCAGAUCCUGCAGCUGGCCUGGUACGGCUUCGGGUCGCAGCCUUGGAUGAUGUGGGCGGCGGGGGCAGUGGCGGCCAUGUCGAGCAUCACCUUCCCGGCCAUCAGUGCCAUGGUGUCCCGGAACGCCGACCCCGACCAGCAAGGUGUGGUGCAGGGGAUGAUCACUGGAAUUCGGGGUCUGUGUAACGGCCUGGGGCCGGCGCUCUAUGGCUUUGUCUUCUAUCUCUUCCAUGUGGAGCUGAAUGAAAUGGCUGAGGUGGAAACUUUGGGUAAGGCCUCCAAACCCAACAUGGCCAACCCUACGGACGAGAGCAGCAUCAUCCCGGGGCCUCCCUUCCUCUUCGGGGCCUGCUCUGUCCUGCUGUCGCUGCUGGUGGCCCUGUUCAUCCCGGAGCACACCCUGGCCCUGCGCUCGGGCGGCCACAAGAAGCACAGUAACGGGGCCCAGGCCCACCCCCACAGCCCGCAGGCUGGCGGCGUGGACGGGAAGGAGCCGCUGCUUGAGGACAGCAGCGUCUGACGGGGGCACAAGGACCUGCCCAGCCCCUGCAGCGGAGUCCGGGGCAAGGGGGACGGAGGUGACACUGUGCCACCCACAACUACUGGGAAGGGACGGGGUUUCCCUUCCAGCCAAACGUGCCCAGAUGGUGCAGAGGGGGGGGGGUUGAUCACCUGGCGCCAACGGAGGGGAGGCGCUAAACUGCUCCACGUGGAGGGACGGUUCUGGAGAGCAAACCUGCCCUUGUAGGGGAAUUCCAACCUCGGUGUGAGCUGCCAAAUGCCCAACUUGCCGGUAAAACGUGAAGGAGCUCUGACACGAACAGCCCGAGUGAAGGAGGAUCCAGCCCUGCCCCCGUCCCCUCACCCGGCUGCUCCCCCCAGGCGUCUGCGAGCGGACCCGUGCGCCCGAGGGUCGGUGAUUGGCCCGGCCCAGGCGAAACCGGGACACCCCCCCAAAAAUCCACUGACUUAAUGUUCUGGUGAAGGUAAGAAAAAUGAAGAAGUAAAAUUGCAAGAGACACACGGGAGACUGGGCAGAGGAGAGAGGGCAACUGCAUGAGGUCCAAGUGCUUAGAGGUCAAUGACAUUUGUGUUCCUGUUUGGUUUUUCCUUUUCUGCUACACGGGUGUAACGUUUGUCCCUGCUGCCUCCAUGGGUAGUAGGUAGAAGGAUUUUUCAGAAUUUUUUUCUGGAACUGUAGGGGUUGUUUAGAAAGUACAGUUCUCUGGGAGUUUGGAGAAACAGCUAAACUCUGCUAGGCACUUGGAUAAAGUGUGGUUUCCUGAGAGAAAGGUCGAAGAAAUAGCUGUUUAUCUUGAGCACUUUUAUAAAGCAUGCUGAUCUUUCCCCAGGCUCUUGCCAUCUAAUAUUAAAACCAGAUAAUGACCAUAGCUUGGGUUUUUUUCCUUGGUCCAAAAGGUCUUGAUGGUGAUGAUUACAGUUGAUUUGAACGUACAGGUUUGGGUUCCACGUAGCAUUUCUGAGCCUGCUCUGAAGGGUUUCAUUCUGUUGAAGAGUGGAGUUGCAACCUCUGCUGUGGGGUUCAGCUCUGGUGAGAAAGAGCAGCAGGAACUUGAACUUGAGUGUUGUGAAAGCAGCCGAGACAAAUGUGUGGGGAACGCCGGGUUGUCUGUGGAUACGUGGAGGUACGGCAGAGGGCAGGACACAACUGUUCUCAUCUGAGUGAGAUCAGAAGUGACGGCACCGAGCGCUCGCUGGGGAAGCAAAGACCGAGCUGGGAACACUUGGGGAAUUAGUGGUUAAGGGAAUUGAGGGAAUGUGGCCAGGAGCAGCCCUGCCCCGGCGCGGGGAGCGUGCGGCUGCUGUCAGCUGCCUGGGACCCUCCGCGGGGUGGGGGGGUGGGUGACCUCGGCAAGAAGGGCCACAGGGGAGGGGCUGGGGCCUCACAUUCAGGUCUCCCUGAAUGGGUGGUUGUGGGCGAUGCUGCUCCUGCACGGCAGCAGCUGCAGGUGCCGUUUGCCUCUGGGCUCGGUGGAAAAUCCACCUGGAUGUCCCCGGAGAGCUCAGUCUUGGCCCCGCGCCAGGCUGCGGGGGGACAUGAGCUCCGGUUCGAGCUCUCCCGGCACGAGGGCUGGUUACUGCUGGCGUGGGACAGAGGGAGCUGCGGUUCCGUGUCGGUCUCAAACACCCGUUAGCAGCUCGGAACCGCCUGCCUGGGCUGAGCCGAUGGGACAAAGUCUGCUUAUCGCUUCCCUGGACCAGUUAGUUAUUGGAGGGGGGCGGUUAGGUGAAAUAAUUCAGUUUGGUUUAGUCUGCCCCAGUGCCCCGCGAUCAGAACCGUAGGAACAGGCAAUGGCCCGUGCAGCCCCGGGCGCGCUGCGGAGCGGAGCUGGCAGAGCCCCAGCGACCUGCGGUGGUUCCAGCUUUCCCCAGUCCAUGGUGGUGAUGCUCCAGAUUCCCGAAGGUUACAGGGAUGGUCCGUGCUGUGCGUACAUGGCAAGCCCCUUUCCUGAAGGAAAUUCAGUCACUUAAAUUUCCAGGCAGCAAUCCCAACUCUGCGUUCUCACAGAAAUGCCUUUCUGGGACCGGAGCUUCACCGAGUGCGUCUGGUGACGGGUUUGUUCACACCCUGUGAGUGACCUGGGGUAGGUUUGUCCCUCACACACGGAUGAAGUGGAACCAAACACUGAGUCAUUACCUCGUUCACACUGAGGCGCUCGGAGCUUCACGGGUAGAGUAGAGCAGAACGUUACA
Molecule: messenger RNA, 3731 nt
Organism: Athene cunicularia (burrowing owl)
Lineage: Eukaryota; Metazoa; Chordata; Aves; Strigiformes; Strigidae
Product: hippocampus abundant transcript 1 protein-like
Exons: 12
Coding region: 124-1536 (470 amino acids)
Biological process (GO): transmembrane transport
Cellular component (GO): membrane
Molecular function (GO): transmembrane transporter activity
Source: RefSeq, a predicted model, not a curated record